This is a messenger RNA of Eurytemora carolleeae, 1684 nucleotides long. RefSeq lists its product as uncharacterized. The record is from RefSeq and is a predicted model, not a curated record. Lineage: Eukaryota; Metazoa; Arthropoda; Copepoda; Calanoida; Temoridae. The transcript has 21 exons. The coding region runs from base 11 to 1351 and encodes 446 amino acids.
AACCAGUAAGAUGUUAAUAUCCUUGAGUACAACCAAAACAGUUUUCUUGAUUUUUAUACUUUUAAAAACUGGAGAAGGUAUUGAUGAGGACGGUGUAGGAAGGGAAGGAGGAGGGGGAGGAGGAGGAGGUAUUCCUCCUGUAUGUCCUCCUGUAGGAGAGGAAGGUAUCUGUGUCUGUGAGAACUAUCAUCUACUCUGGGAGGAGGAUAAUCUAUGCUACAGAGAGUUCAGUCGUGGGCCCUGCCUAGAAGGGCAUAGGUUGGUUUAUGAACCAUCUCUGGGAGCAGCAGAGUGUUCCUGUCCUGUAUUCUGGGCUAAAUAUGAGGAUGGAAAAUGUUACCAAGAAUAUUCACAGGGUCCUUGUGAGCUGGGAACAAUAGUAAUGGCUGAUAAGGAAGAAGGGUUUUGCAGCUGUAACAGAAAUCUAACAAUGUAUUAUUAUGAACCAGACAACAAGUGUUAUGAGCAUUAUUCAAGAGGUCCUUGUCCCCUGGGUCAUGUGCUAAGUUUCAACUACACUACCCUGAAACCAGAGUGUAGGUGUGAGGGAAACUUCAACUUUAAUCCUGAGGACGGUGCCUGCUAUGAGCUAAACACUGUAGGUCCCUGUCAGCAAAUGGAGAACUGUCAAGGAACUCCAUGCUACAUGAAGGGCACUGACACAGCUCUCACCGAAUGCAGAUGUCUGCCCUUGAAUUCUUUAACAGAAUCCGGAAAAUGUUUUGAACCUUUUACUAGGGGUCCAUGCGAGUUUGGAGAAUGGUUUGUUUGGAACAGGAAGGAAGGGGGGCGCUGUGAGGAGAAAAAGUAUUGUAAAAGAUUCGACAACUGGCAUUGGUGGUCUCCUCAUCAAAGAUGCUACAGACAAUAUACUCAGGGACCUUGUAAUAAGGGAAGUUUAUUUUAUCUUGAUGCUGAAAAAGAAGGUCCUGGAUGUCAUUGUAGAAAGGAGUGGGAUGCGUAUUAUUGGAAAGAAACAGGAGAAUGUUUUGAACAGGAGUCCAGGGGACCCUGUCAGGAGGGACAGUACUUCGGGUACAAUACUACUACUAGGGAGGCAGAGUGUAACUGUUUCAAAAGUCAUGUACAGAACGGUUCAGGAGCAUGCAUAGAACUUUAUACACAGGGGUUUUGUCCUGAAGGAACUAUAGUUAUCACUAAUAAUCAAACAGGUUUAUUGGACUGUGAUUGUGGACCUCAUCUCAGGGACUAUUAUUGGCCAGAAACAGGUCUUUGCUAUCCUCACUUCGGUCAGGGACCCUGUAAACCUGGAGAACAAUUUAGACUUCAUCCCCGAGAUCAUACACCAGCAUGUAUUCUGUGGGGUGGACCUCAGAUAUUAACAAAUUGAAUUUUUAGAAAUUUAAAUUUCCAGAUUGUAGUUUAAUACUUUAAAUUUCCAGAUUCUAGUUUAAUACUUUAAAUUUCCAGAUUCUAGUUUAAUACUUUAAAUGUCCAGAUUAUACAGUGUUUAAUACUUUAAAUGUCCAGAUUAUAGUUGAAUAAUCAAGAAUAGUUUUAAUGCCAGUUGUCAGUUUAAACAUCCAGAUAUAUUCAUUUCCAGAGUUUAAAGAUUAAAUUUCCAAAUCAUUUUUAAGAUUAAAGUUAAAAUGUUCAGAUUUUAGAUUAAGUUUCCAGAAUAUGUUUUGAAUGUCCAUAUUAUAGAUUAAAUGUUAAAUUUUCA